AUGGCCGACUUGGAGAAACAGAUGACGCAGGCUGUGGAGGAAUCCCAGUUGGUGGAUUUCGACGGCCCUGAUGAUACAGAGAAUCCGUUCAAUUGGCCGACCUGGAAGAAAGGUCGCCAGCUGGUCUUGAUGGCCUUUAAUACCUUCAUAACACCGCUGGCAUCCUCCAUGUUCACCCCAGGGGUCAGCGAUGUGAUGCAGGAAUUCCAUGUUACAAGUAGCAUGCUGGGUUCGUUCGUCGUCUCGGUCUAUAUCUUGGGUUACUGCUUCGGUCCAUUCCUCAUCGCUCCCCUGUCGGAGAUCUAUGGCCGUGUGGCCCUGUACCACAGCUGUAACCUGCUCUUCCUCAUUUUUACCAUCGCCUGCGCCGUCGCUCAGACGAUGCCCCAACUCAUCGUCUUUCGCCUGCUGGCGGGCAUGGCGGGUGUGUGUCCGCUGACCAUUGGCUCGGGGACGGUCGCCGACAUGGUGCCCAAGGAAAAGCGAGCCGGCAUCAUGGCCAUUUGGGCGAUGGGCCCUAUCCUCGGCCCUGUCGUUGGCCCCGUGGCUGGCGGCUUUUUGGCCGAAGCUGAGGGCUGGCGCUGGGUGUUUUGGGUGAUUGCUAUUGUGACGGGUGCGAUGAUGGUCCUGACGAUCGUCUGGUAUCGCGAAUCCUAUGGCCCCGUUGUCCUCGAGCGCAAAGCUGCUCGUCUGCGCAAGUCCACCGGAAACCCGCAUCUCCGGUCCAUUCACGACAAGGGGAAACUGGAUCGAAGACUGUUCCUCUCGGCACUGGCCCGCCCUUUGAAGCUGCUGUUCGGCUCACCCAUUGUGUUCCUCAUGGCCUUGUUCGCCGCCACGACCUACGGCUAUCUCUACCUCAUGUUCACCACCAUCACCUCGAUUGUCGAAGAGAAAUACGGCUUCUCCCAUGGCGUUUCUGGACUGGCCUUUUUGGGCUUUGGCGUGGGGAGUAUGUUGGGGUUGAUCGUCACAGGCGUAGUCGCCAAUCGAAUCGCUGCCAAUCAUAUCCAACGGGGCUGCUUCACGCCUGAAUCUCGUCUCCUACCUAUGAUGUUCGGCUGCUGGUUCAUGCCUGUCGGCCUGUUCUGGUACGGCUGGUCAGCCCAGGCCGGUGUUCACUGGAUUGUCCCCAUCAUUGGCACUGGGGUCUUUGCCACUGGCCUGAUGACGGUCUUUAUGUGUGCCAGCACCUACCUUGUGGACUCCUAUCUACGCUAUGCGGCGUCAGUCACCGCGGCAAACACGGCCCUGCGGUCUUUGGUCGGAGCCCUGUUGCCUUUGGCGGGACCAUCGAUGUAUGCGGAACUAGGACUGGGAUGGGGGAACUCUUUGCUGGGCUUCAUUGCGUUGGCGAUGUGCGCUGUGCCGUUCUUCUUCUGGAAAUACGGGGCGCAGAUUCGCACUCACCCAAGAUUUCAAGUUAAGCUGUGA
Molecule: messenger RNA, 1434 nt
Organism: Penicillium nucicola
Lineage: Eukaryota; Fungi; Ascomycota; Eurotiomycetes; Eurotiales; Aspergillaceae
Product: MFS transporter
Exons: 3
Coding region: 1-1434 (477 amino acids)
Biological process (GO): transmembrane transport
Molecular function (GO): transmembrane transporter activity
Source: RefSeq, a predicted model, not a curated record